Molecule: messenger RNA, 4933 nt
Organism: Rhea pennata
Lineage: Eukaryota; Metazoa; Chordata; Aves; Rheiformes; Rheidae
Gene: SELENBP1
Product: selenium binding protein 1
Exons: 12
Coding region: 2812-4227 (471 amino acids)
Molecular function (GO): selenium binding; protein binding
Source: RefSeq, a predicted model, not a curated record
CAUUCUCCAGCACUCCAAGUCUUACGGCAUUGGCCAGUCAGUCUUUGGUCCAGUGUGGGGGAUAUGUGGUGGUCUUUCAUCAAGUCUCCAAGGGGUUUGGAGUUGGUGGCAUCUUGGACACCUACUUAGCUCCCUGAAGUCUGUUGCGUUAUCUUGGAGUGCUUUAGUGUGCUGAAACACAAAAAAGCAAGAGCAGCUGGUGCGAUACCAGGUGGCUGUAACGCACCUCCCAUGGAAGAGGUGAUGAACCAUGCGGAGAACCUUGGUUGAUUCACUGGCUGUGGCUGCUGCUGCUGGGCAUACAAUUGUCAUUGCUGGCCCAGAGCUGCAGCUGCACCAUCCCAUCAGGGCCUGAGGAUCUUUCAGUGAGCACUGCUCUCUGGUCCAAAAGGGCACUGCAGCACAGGCUAGUGCUGUGAUUUUAGCUCACGUGCUGUCAUAUUUGCUUUCCUAGUGCUGUAGAAUAACAGGCUGUCCUUGACGCUGGGCACUACAACUUUUCCUUACCUCUCUUGGUAUUUGCAGAGGACAUCAUUUCCUUCACCUCAGUCCCCAUUGCCCAGGAUCUUGACUCCCAAAAAUAAGGUCUUGAACUGUUCUUUUGCAUUCUUUCCUCUCUCCUCUGUGAUACUUUAACACCUUCUCCCUGUUUGGCAGAGAAACUUGGCAUACCAUGUAGCUUGUCAGUAAUAACCUGUAGUUCUUCCUACCAACCUAUUAACUCUACAUUCCCUACAUGGAAGUGUCUGGCUGUGAUAGGUAACCAUGCUUUUUCUGGCUGGCUUUGCCCCUUGUCCUGCAAGUUGCUAGGUGGAUUUCUGCUAAAGAAAUUGUGAAUUCUUCCAAGAAUCUGAUGGUACCAUAGAGGACCAAGCAUUUGGCUGCUCCCUGUGCCUGCUCGUCCCAUGUUCAGAGAGCUCUUUGGAAAACAGAGAGCCAUUAAUUACAGCCCUAGUGAGAUGGAUUAAGCUGUCCUCUCUUCUGAGAGGGAUCUCCUCAGGGCUUUUUUAGUGGUUCUGUCAGAUGUUUCUGCAUUUCUACGUGGAGCAAUUAAUUACUCAUCACAUAUAAUUUGCCUGCUGAUUGAGUGAGAUCUUCCACAAGAUAUGGUGGAAGAGCAUAAACCAGUUGACGUUCCACGAUGCCUGGCAUUUUCUUCCUGCUUUAAUUUGGCAUCUGACAACAGCAAGGCUUGUGGAGGUCUCAAGAAAGGACUCUUCUUUCCAAAGCACUUCUCUCCAACCCUUGAAUCCCUUUGAAUCCCUGGGAUCUUUGCUAUUCCAAUGGGUAUUUUGUGGCAGUUGGUCCACUUUGCAAGUCAUCCAUCUGCACUGGUGCUAGGCGGUGUUACUGUCUGCCAUGGGGCUUUGCAUUUGCGUUGACCAGAAUGGAUAGCUGGGCAGUGUUAAUGAUUUGUCCCCUAGCUCUCAUUAUCUAGAUACUGAGGGAAUCACUGAACAUCUUGGAGUGGAUUUGCUUUCUCUUUCCCAGACGGAGGUUUUGAUGCCUUUCCUCUCUUCUAGCUACCCGCCACGGUGCAAUCUGCCCUCCGGGGGAAAUCCCGGCUGCACUUUCUCAGGGGCCGGAUGGGGGACCCACUCUCUGGAUCCAGCCGUUCAUUGUAGGGUGUUCUGGCACCCAGUCAGGUCCAUACUGCAAGCACCCACUGUGGCUGUGCUUUGGGGUGAUGGGCAAAGAGGGAAAAUUGCUGUGGCCAGUGGUCCUGAAGCAGCCUGGCCAUGUUCCUGUCGCUCAGAGCUGCAGUUCAUCCAAGCAGCUGGACAUGGAGACAUCUCUGUCAUUGGCAUUGUUCUGCUUCAGCAAGGUGGGGAGAGUAAGUGGCUUCUGCUCAGGCAAAGUUUGACAGUGCUGAGCUGCCCCCAAUCCUGCAGGUCCUUAGUUUUCACAGAUGGGCUGACUUUUCUGUAUGCAGAUGCAAACUUGAGAGGCAGCAGCCAUAUCUUGACCUUGCAAGUGCUGCAUCAAUAUGGCAGAGAUUGCAUUUCCUGAGGCACCUGUUUCUAGCCUAAUGUUUCCUAGGAGUUGUCUGGGAGAUGUCAGCAGCUCCUCAGAAGCUCCUGACUUCAGCACUGUAGGAGACCCUUGCCUCCCUGAGCCCUGCAUCCGAGCCCCUGGUCCUUUGAAGCUUGGAAUGUUUUCUAUAUAAGUAGAAGAAACUCUGGGCCCAGCUUUGUGAGUUGAUGGCAGGGGUGUCCAUAGCUGCAGCCCAGCUCUCAGGUGGAGACAUGGCUUUCAUCAGGGUCCAGAUGUCAGAGGUACCUUUAGUGGCCUCUGUAUGUUCAAGGCCCAUAAUUUCCAGGAGGCUGCUGAUGGGGCCCAUUAUCUAGCUGCUCUUCUCAUCCCUUGUGUGGAAUUUGCAGCCACUGCACAUUUGUAUUGCAAGAGCCUGGAUUUGGGAGAUGACUUUAAUUAGCUUAUGUCUCAGCUGGGACAUGGAGGUCUCUAGAGUGUGAAGAGGUCCCCUUGGAAAUCAUCAGAGGACCAGAAUCAGAUAUGGGUGGCCUAUGUUUAAGGAAAGGACCUGCAUGGACCAGCAGAUUUUUCCUCUAGAUUGGUAGUUGGCAAGGCAGAAACAAGCCACAGGGCUGGUCUGGCACCUCCCAAAUGCUUAGGAGUGUUUGCUCCUCCCUUGGAGCUUACUUCCUCCUCCCCACCCCUCACACUGGUAUAUAAGGCCCCCUCGGAGCAACCUCUGCACAACGCAUCCCACUCCAGUGAGACAGACAGCAAGCUGCACCUCCAGUUCCAGCACCUCUGCUCUUGGUGAGAGUGAAUCCAAAGACCUUCAGCAUGGACCGAUGCAGAGUUCAGUGCCAGACGUACAUAACCUGCCCAGAAGUUGUGAAAGGUCCCAGAGAGGAGCAUGCAUACGUGACCUGUACCUACAGGGAAACAGGCAUUGACCAGCCUGACUUCCUGGCCACCAUUGAUCUUAACCCCAGAUCUCUACACUAUGGCCAGGUGAUCCACCGCCUGCCCAUGCCCAACCUCAAAGACGAGUUGCAUUGCUCAGGGUGGAAUGCUGGGAGCACCUGCUUUGACAGUAUCACAACAAGAAGGAACAAGCUGAUUCUUCCCUGUCUGAUUUCUUCCCGCAUUUACGUAGUGGAUGUGGGAACACAGUGCCGGGCUCCCAAACUGUACAAGAUGAUUGAGCCAGUGGAUGUCUUCUGGAAGUGUAACAAGGGCCACCUCUGUGUAGUUCAUAGCCUGCCUAAUGGUGAUAUCCUGAUUUCCAACAUGGGAGAUCCAGCUGGCAAUGGAAAAGGUGGUUUUAUUGUCCUGGAUGGAGAAACCUUUGAGCUGAAGGGGAACUGGGAGAAUGAGUGUGGAGUCCCCCCCACUGGACAUGACUUCUGGUUCCAGCCACGCCACAAUGUUCUGAUAAGCUCUGCUGGAUUAGUCCCAAAACGUGCAGGACUUGGGUUUAAUCCAGAUGACCUGAAGAAAGGGGUCUUUGGGCGCCGCCUGAAUGUGUGGAACUUGUCCUGCCGUACCCUCGUCCAGUGCUUUGACCUGGGGGAGGACUCUCUGCCCCUGAGUGUUAAAUUCCUCCACAACCCCGAUGCUGCUGAGGGAUACGUCAGCUGUGCCUUGAGUGGCAUCAUCUAUCGCUUCUACAAGAACGAGAGAGACUGCUGGGCAGUAGAGGAGGUGAUUAAGGUCCCAGCGAAGAAGGUGAGAGGAUGGAUUCUCCCUGAGAUGCCAGCUUUCACAGCCAACAUCAUCAUCUCGCUGGAUGACAAGUUCCUGUAUCUCAGCAACUGGCUGCACGGAGACAUCCGCCAGUAUGACAUCUCCGAUUCCUGCAACCCCAAGCUGGUGGGACAGGUGUUUGUGGGAGGCAGUAUCCUCAGAGGUGGGCCUGUAACUGUGUGUGGAGAUGAAGAGCUGAAGUGUCAGCCAGAGCCCUUGGUAAUCAAGUGCAAGAGAGUGUACGGCGGUCCUUACAAAAUGCAGCUCAGCGUGGAUGGCAAGAGGCUGUAUGUCACCAACUCUUUCUACAGCACAUGGGACAAGCAGUUCUACCCAGAAGUGGUCAGGGAAGGCUCUGUCAUGCUGCAGAUUGAUGUGGACACUGAGAAUGGUGGCCUGACUGUGAACAAGAACUUCCUGGUGGAUUUUGGAAAGGAAGCCUGUGGGCCUUGCCUUGCUCGUGCAAUCCACUUCCCUGAUGGAGAUUCUACCUCCAAUAUCUUAGCCUAGGCCCCAUGUGAAAGACUCUCUUCUUCUCUCUUCCCUUUAGUGCAGGUGUUAAAAGAGUGGUGGGUAACUGGGUUGGGGGUCCCCAUGCACUACUGGAAUCUAAAUUGCUGUUAACAUAAACUAUAGAAGCUCUGCUUUGUUGGGAAGGUUUGAUUCAGGCAGAUGAGUGAACAAAGUCACAUGGCCUGGCAUUACAGUCCUUGCUGGACUGUGUUUCUGAGCCGUGAGUCCAGGCACACUUUGUGUUCAGUGCAAGGAAAUCCGUGGGCGUAGUUCAGAGACCAGGGCGCUCAUUCAGAUCUAGAGCUCUGCAGCACAUGCCGUCUUUCGGCAGAGCCCCGCGUACCCACCGUUCCUUGCUUCCUGGCUACAGGCCUGUCAGAGGGCUGCCCUGACGUUUCCAGCCUGUUAGCUACUGCUAUACCAGUGCCUGGUGGGAAUCUGUUGAUUUGUCUGUUGUGAUCCAGAGUUUGCUCACGUUUGAAGGCAAACCAAAGUCAAGCACCCACUCCAUUGGAGUUACUGUUCUUCAGCCAGGCCGUUCCUGAAUAGUCUUCCCCUGGCAGGAGAGCAGUUUUGACUUGUUUGCCAAGAGGUUGGGCAGAGGUUGGGCCAAGCACGUUAGAGCUGGAGGAGGGUGUGCAUGUACUCUAGAAAGAGAUGCCUGUUUCCUGACACUGCUUUGUAUGAUGGUUUUUUGAAUUCU